CAAGUUUAGGGGAAGUUGAUGUAACUUACCCAACUACCAUCAUCAGAUUCUUCCUUCCCUACACUCCUCCACACCCAAUCACCCUUUCUCUCUUCACUUGUUCGAUCCAUCCAUCACUUUUCCCUUUUCGGCCUUUCCUAAACCCAAUUCCAAUUCCAAUUCCAAUUCCACACACACCCCACCGCCCCAGAUUGAUUAUCACUACCGCACCUUCAAUUCAACCAUAAAGUAUUAGAUGGAACUGAAAUUACAAUAAUGGACAAGUCAUCUGACAGUCAAGAGUUGACCAACGACUCCAACAGUGGAGACGUGUCUAAUCAAGAAACAAAAUCCAAGUCAACAAAAGUCGAGGAGUCUCACGAUAGUUCUAACCAAGAAGGAAGUUCCACAACCAUACAACACAACAAAGAGCUAGACGCUCGACAUGAUAAACCUACUUCUCAUAACGAAAGUGCUAGAUCAGAAUCUUUACAAGAAGAAAACACGAUGGUUAUAACACCGAAAAACGCCACUAACACUUCACAGCAAGCUCCCGCAUCAGAAUCCGACAAUGAAAGGUUUAUUGUGGCGUUAAGGCCCGAGAAAGGGCUCAAUAAACUACCACUAAGACGUAACGCUGACAAUGUUACUGUUGCACAAUCCGCACCUUCUGAUCAAGGUGUUACGUUCUCAAAACUACCUGAAAAACCAACUGGUGACGGAUAUAACUGGAGAAAAUACGGUCAAAAGCUUGUGAAAGGGAAUACGUUUAUUCGAAGCUAUUACAAAUGUACGUUUGCUAGUUGUCCAGCGAGAAAACAAGUGGAACGUACACACGAUGGAAAUAUUACGGAAAUAAAUUACUUAUGGAAGCAUGAACACCCUAAACCUCCACAUACGCUUGUUAAAGGCUCGGCUUCUGUUAUGCCUCUUCCAUCAAAAGCUUCUCACGAGCCUUCUGAAGACCGUUCAUCUGUGCUUCCGGCGACAUCUCAUGAUCAAGAGGUGUCGGAAACAGACACGCAUCAACUUGCGGUGCAUCCUGUAAAUGAUAAUAAUGUGGAAGCUGAUGUUAAGGUGAAUGAAAGGAAAAGUGAGAUGAAUAACGAUUUAUCAUCGGACGUGAAGAGACAGAAGAGAGAGACUUUUAGCAUGAGUGAAGGUAUUCCAACUAAGACAAACUGCGAGCCGCGAGUGGUUGUUCAGACAACCAGCGUAGUUGAUGUCGUAAAUGACGGCUAUCGGUGGCGCAAAUAUGGGCAGAAAUUGGUGAAAGGCAAUAGUAAUCCAAGGAGUUAUUACCGGUGUACAAGUGCUGGUUGCACCGCUAAAAAACACGUGGAACGCUCAUCUCAUGAUGAAAAAGUGGUGAUUACGACUUAUGAGGGGCGGCAUGAUCAUGAAAUGCCUGGAGGUGCUAAUGCUGGUGCUCGAACCGUUGCUCAAAAUGUCUCGGGAACUGGGACCGGGGCCGGUCCAACAUCGGUUGAAAAUGAGGGUCCAAGAGCUCAACCAGAAUCUGGUGGUAGGGAAAUGGUUUUACAUGUUAGUGCUACAUGAGCCACAAAUACUAUGGUUAUCUAAUUUACCCUAUGGUUCUACCUUAGGUCUUAAUGGUAGUCAUGUAGUGUUGUUAUAUACCAUAAAUCUUUAUGAUUUGCAGAUUAAACAUUGGAUUAUUUGGAUGAGUUAUAAAUUAUAAAUAUCAUGAACAAGUAUUUAUAUUUGAUUUCA
Messenger RNA from Helianthus annuus (common sunflower), 1713 nucleotides. Its product is annotated as probable WRKY transcription factor 58. Lineage: Eukaryota; Viridiplantae; Streptophyta; Magnoliopsida; Asterales; Asteraceae. Gene Ontology annotation, biological process: regulation of DNA-templated transcription. Bases 256 to 1539 code for a protein of 427 amino acids. The transcript has 5 exons. The record is from RefSeq and is a predicted model, not a curated record. Gene Ontology annotation, molecular function: sequence-specific DNA binding; DNA-binding transcription factor activity.